This is a messenger RNA of Acanthisitta chloris (rifleman), 1455 nucleotides long. RefSeq names its product membrane-bound transcription factor peptidase, site 2 (gene MBTPS2). The coding region runs from base 1 to 1455 and encodes 484 amino acids. Gene Ontology annotation, molecular function: protein binding; metalloendopeptidase activity. Gene Ontology annotation, biological process: membrane protein intracellular domain proteolysis; regulation of response to endoplasmic reticulum stress. The transcript has 11 exons. The record is from RefSeq and is a predicted model, not a curated record. Gene Ontology annotation, cellular component: cytoplasm; membrane. NCBI's taxonomy places the organism in Eukaryota, Metazoa, Chordata, Aves, Passeriformes, Acanthisittidae.
AUGUUAAGUUCCUCUUGUUGCUACUCAUGGGACACUGUCAUGAAGUCAUCCAACUCCCUGAAGGCAUCUUAUGAAGACUGGCUGCUGACAUAUGGCUUGAGCAUCUCUCCCUUUCACAUGCGAUGGCAAACAGCUCUCUUCAACCGCCAGUUCUACAACUGGGGGAGAUGGAAACCCAAAUUUCUGUAUUUAUGGUUCAGCAUAGGAAUGGUGUUUGGCAUAGUUGCCAUGUUUGGCUCUAUUAUCCUUCUUGGAAAGACACUGAUGCAAACACUGACACAGAUGCUCACUGAGGCACCGAAAGCACAGAAUGAUCGUAUGCUGCAGGUGGUGGUGCCUGGUGUCAAUUUGCCUGUCAGCCAGCUGACUUAUUUCUUCUCUGCAAUCCUCAUCAGCGGUGUGAUACAUGAAGUUGGCCAUGGGGUGGCAGCUAUUCGAGAACAAGUACGAUUUAAUGGAUUUGGGAUUUUUAUCUUCAUUGUCUAUCCUGGAGCAUUUGUUGACCUCUUCACAACCCACUUGCAACUGAUAUCUCCAGUCCAGCAAUUAAGGAUAUUUUGUGCAGGGGUGUGGCAUAAUUUUGUUCUUGGUGUUGCAAGUUUCAUGGUUUUGUUUCUGCUGCCAGCCAUUCUUUUCCCUUUCUAUUACACGGGUGUUGGGGCACUUGUCACUGAGGUCACAGAGGAUUCUCCUGCCAAUGGACCAAGAGGUCUUUUUGUGGGAGAUCUUGUCACUAACCUACAAGACUGCCCAGUUUAUAAUGUGGAAGAUUGGAAUUCCUGUCUGGGAGACAUUUCAGAGAAGUCACAGGUCGGCUACUGUGUAAGUGCAGCCACCCUACAGCAAUUAAGCUUUCCAGCUAGAGUCUACAGAAGACUUGAUGGCACAGUUGAAUGUUGUAGUAACAGCAGCCUCACAGACAUAUGCUUUUCAUAUAGCAAUAAAUUGGAUGGCCAUCUGUAUGCCUGUCUGCCAGCAAGAAAAGUUAUUGAAGCCAGCAAAGUUUGUCGAACCAACAUGGACUGUCAGAAGGACUUUGCUCCAAGCUUUUGUGUGACUCCUUCUUUGGAGAACCAAACAAGGCUAAUCAGAGUAAAGCAUCCACCCCAUAUGGACAUGCUAUAUGUAGGCCACCCCAUGCAUCUUCAGUACACAGUAAGUCUCAGCAGUUUUGUACCACGACAAAACUUUCUAAGCAUCGAUCUGCCUGUGGUGAUAGAGACAUUUUGCAAGUACCUAAUCUCACUAUCAGGAGCACUGGCAGUUAUUAAUGCUGUACCCUGUUUCGCUUUGGAUGGUCAGUGGAUAUUAAAUUCAUUCCUGGAAGCCACGCUGAGCUCCCUGAUUGUAGAAAAACAAAACAGAGAGUUUGUUGGCUUUUUAAUUUUGCUUGCUGGUAGUGCACUCUUGGCUGCCAAUGUUGCACUGGGACUUUGGAUGGUGACAGCACGGUAG